Messenger RNA from Sphaeramia orbicularis (orbiculate cardinalfish), 3930 nucleotides. RefSeq names its product SH3-domain binding protein 4a (gene sh3bp4a). NCBI's taxonomy places the organism in Eukaryota, Metazoa, Chordata, Actinopteri, Kurtiformes, Apogonidae. The transcript is spliced from 5 exons. The coding region runs from base 295 to 3186 and encodes 963 amino acids. Gene Ontology annotation, molecular function: protein binding. The record is from RefSeq and is a predicted model, not a curated record. Gene Ontology annotation, cellular component: cytoplasm.
CAGUUCUCCGGUGGACUGGAACAGAGGCGGACGGAACCGUUUUUCACCGAAAUAAACCGAAAACCAACUCACCGAACUGGAAUAACUACUAUUCCCGUGUGUUUUUGGCUGGUUUUUUCGGUCUUUUAUUCUUGUUACGUUUAAGGGAAAGUACUGGAAGUCGGAUACGGAGGACGUGUCGGCAGAGGGGACUCUCCAUCAGCUUGUCCCCGGCUCUGGGCGCUCGGCUGGCGGCCAACAGGAGGCAGGAGAUGUGAAGCUGCCGAUGAGCGACCACCACGGCAAACACCCGCCAUGGCUGCCCAUCGGAUCAUCAGAGUGACCAACAACAACCACAUCCUCCCUCGCUGCAAGUCUGAAGGGACGCUCAUCGACCUCAGCGAAGGAGUCAACAGCGCCAGUCUCACCGAUGUCAAAGUGCCUUCUCCCAGUGCCUUGCGGCUGGAUACAUCCUCCUGCUUUGGAGCCGUGCAGGAAGUGGUUGCCAUAAAGGAUUAUUGUCCCAGUAGCUUUACCACGCUCAAAUUCUCCAAAGGUGAUCGCCUCUUUGUGCUGGAUACAUCAGGUGGAGAGUGGUGGUAUGCCCACAACAACACAGAAAUGGGCUACAUUCCAGCCGCCUACGUACAACCACUCAACUUCAGGAACUCAACGCUUAGUGACAGUGGGAUGAUUGACAGUAUAGGAGAGGGAUAUGAGGACGGGUCGAAGGAGUUUGGAGAUCUAGGAGAAUGGACAGGGAUGACCCUUAAACCCGCCACGAUAUACAACAACAGUCCAUUCUCCGUGAACCCUUUUAUCUGUCCAUUGGAUAGAAACCGCAAAGACAUGGGUGUAAGGAACUCUGCAGACCUAAUACUCUUCGAUGCACUGGCGUCUCCGUCCGCUGGCUCUGACUUUAGCAGCAGCGCCUUCAUGACAAAUGGACUCAGCAGCUGCCACAUAAAUAAUACCAUACCCACCAGCCCGACCCAAGAGGUUGUGCCUAACCUUCACAGGGAUAACCCGUUCUUCAGGAGUAAACGUUCCCACAGUCUGUCAGAGCUGUCCGUCCUGCAGGCCCAGUCUAAUCCAACCUUACCCUCUUCUGGCUUCUUCACAGGCCUUAAAGCUCCUUUACCAGAGCAGUUUCAGAGCAGAGAGGAUUUCAGGACGGCCUGGUUGAACCACAGGAAGUUAGCCAGGUCUUGUCAUGACCUUGACUCCCUGGGCCAGAGCCCUGGGUGGGGCCAGACUCAGCCAGUGGAGACAAACAUUGUGUGCAGGUUAGACUCCAAUGGGGGAGUUGUUCAGCUUCCAGAGACCCACAUUAAUAUUCACAUCCCUGAAGGCCAUGUCAGCCAAGGAGACCACCAGCAGAUUUCUAUGAAAGCCCUACUAGACCCUCCGUUGGAACUCAAUGGUGACCACUGCUCUACUGUCAGCCCUGUGGUGGAAAUCAAGCUUAGUAACAUGGAGACCAAGUCCUUCAUCACGCUGGAAAUAAAGGUGUUGGUUUCUGUAAAGAAGGAGAGUUGUCACAUUGCAGAGGUUCUUUGCGUCAGAAGUGAUUGCAAAGAAGGACCUUAUACACCAAUCCCUAACGCUUACAUUUACAAAGACACAGUCCAAGUGCAGUUGGAUAGUCUUGAACCUUGCAUGUACGUGGCCGUUGUGGUUCAGUCACCUUACAUUAGCCCCAAUACAACAGUCUGGGACUAUGUGCAGAGGAAAGUUACUCUGGGUGUCUAUGGACCUAAACACAUCCACCCUUCAUUCAAGGCAGUCAUAGCCAUGUUUGGACACGACUGUGCACCCAAGACUUUGUUGGUGAAUGAGGUAGGCCGACAAGCUAGCUCCACCCCACCUGUUGCUCUCCAGCUUUGGGGAAAGCACCAUUUUGUGCUUGGUUACCCUCAGGACCUCCGGGUUGGAUUGUACUCCAACAUGUCCAACUAUCAGGUGAAGGCAGCCGAGGGGGCAGGGAUUAUCCAGGGAUUUCAGGUCAAACUGGGGAAGGUCAGCAGGCUUCUGUAUAUGAUAACGUCACACAACCCCAGUAACAUCUCAGACUUUACUCUCAGGGUACAAGUCAAAGAUGCCCUUGACUGUAUCCUCACCCAGUUUUGUGUCCAGACUCCACAACCACCACCGAAGACCGGUGCAAGGAUAACAGGCCAGAGGAGGUUCUUGAAGAAGAAAGAAGUGGAUAAAAUUGUUCUCUCACCACUGGCUGUCACUUCCAAAUACCCCAAAUUUCAAGACCGGUGCAUCACAAACCUGAAAUUUGGCAAGUUGAUAAAAACUGUCAUCAGGCAACACAAGAGCACUUACCUUUUGGAAUACAAGAAAGGAGAUGUUAUUGCUUUACUUAGUGAGGAGAAAAUCAAACUACGAGGGCAGCUUCGGACCAAAGAGUGGUACAUUGGAUACUAUCAGGGGAAGAUGGGCCUCAUUCAUGCCAAGAAUGUUUUGGUUUUGGGUAAGGUCAAGCCCAUUUAUUGGUGUGGGCCGGACCUCACAACCACAAUGCUGCUGGAGCAGAUUUUGAAGCCUUGCAAAUUUCUUACGUACAUUUACGCAACUGUGAGGACCGUUUUAAUGGAGAAUGUGGGCAACUGGAGGGCGUUUGCUGAUGCCCUAGGGUACGGGAAUUUGCCACUGAAUUAUUUCUGUCGGACCGAGCUGGACAGUGAACCAGAGAAGGUGGCAUCGGUUUUGGAGAAGCUGAAAGAGGAGUGUACAAACAUGGAGAACAAGGAGAGGAAGUCCUUCCAGAGGGAACUCAUGAUGGCUUUGCUGAAGAUGGACUGCCAGGGUCUGGUUGCCAGGUUGGUUCUGGAUUUUGUCCUGCUGACCACGGCGGUGGAGGUGGCGUCCCGGUGGAGGGAGCUGGCGGAGAAACUGGCCCGUGUGUCCAGGCAGCAGAUGGAGGCCUACGAGGCGCCGCACCGCGACAAAAACGGCCUGUUGGACAACGAAUCCAUGUGGAAACCGGCUUAUGACUUCCUCCUGACGUGGGCGGCCCACAUCGGCGACAGCUACCGCGAUGUGAUCCAGGAGCUCCACACGGGUCUGGACAGGAUGAGGAACCCCAUCACCAAGAGGUGGAAGCACCUGACGGGGACGCUCAUCCUGGUCAACUGCCUGGACAUCCUCCGCAGCGCCGCCUUCUGCCCCACCGGCUACGGAGACUUCGCCGUCUGAACCGUCGACAUCGCCUGCUUCGGGUGGAAAAUGGAGCUCAGACGCCGUGGAAUCGUGUCAACGUCGGGGAACUCAAACUCAGGCGUUCGUCCUGGAUGUUAAAGAUAUCGGAUGUUUGGUUUUAAUGCAACGUUCAGGGGGAAUCUGUAAAUCCCAGCGUCUGGUUUUGAAGUCUUGGAUCAUCAAUACAGAGACAGGAAGUGGAAACAGCUGCUCAAUCAUAAACUGAAGCCUCUGUUUAUGACAUUUCAUGUCUUUCUUCUUCGGACACUCUCUACCUCUUACUACAUUCUACCCGUCCUGUUUCCUUUCCUUCAGUGUUCGUCGUGUUCCUCUACCUCACACUUUCCCUUUAUCACUUCCUGUUUUGCUUCUGGGUCUUUUUUUGGUUUCAUCAAAAUCCUUCAAAUUUAAUCUUUCAUUCAAUUUCAAUCUAAAUUCUACAAGAACAAUCAACAGAGUGUACUUUUGAUAAAAAUAAGGGUAGAUUUUUUUUACAAAUCCAAACAACUUGGAAGACAAUGGUAGGGAUAUUUGUAAUAAAUGAUUAUAUUAAGACAUAAAAUCCAAGUCUAUUGGGUACAUGAAUGGUGGAGUAGAGGAACUUAGACCCAGGGUUUCAAAGAAAACUGAGAUAUUUCAUCUUCAAAUGAGAAAGGAAAGAAAACACACCGUCUGAAUUUAUUCUUUGAUUCUUUGAUUUUCUACCUGUAGAAUAAACCAGACAUGGUAUUUGCUGAAAAU